Molecule: messenger RNA, 2891 nt
Organism: Styela clava
Lineage: Eukaryota; Metazoa; Chordata; Ascidiacea; Stolidobranchia; Styelidae
Product: glycoprotein 3-alpha-L-fucosyltransferase A-like
Cellular component (GO): membrane
Molecular function (GO): alpha-(1->3)-fucosyltransferase activity
Source: RefSeq, a predicted model, not a curated record
GAGGGAGGGAUAAGUGAUACACUGUAUAUUCUUAGAAUAAUAGUACUAAGCGACAGCAAGGACAGAGAUAUAUGUAUUGUAUAGCCAAGGGUUUCCCAAACUGGGGUCCGCGGACUCCUGGGGUCCGUGACGAAUGCACAGGCGGUUCGCGACGAUAUUAAAAAAGUCUAAUGGAUCUUUAAUGAUUGAUUUGAAGCCAUUGAUUCUUUUCUUUGGAACGUUGUAGACAGAAGUUGCUGAUAAAAUUAUUGUCAGAAAGGGCAAUUAGAAAAAUCUACGUGUGUGAAGCAGCAUUUUUAUCUCUUACCAAUUUAAUGUAAAAAUAUGGGUCGAGAAUUGCCGUAGAGUCGGACCUACGAGUUUGCUCGUCUCAAAUUGCCAUGACAAUUGAUAAAUUGUGCGGUCAAAGGCAAUCUCAUUCAACACAAUAAUAUCGUUCGUGAAACAUUACUCUUCCUCGUUUGUUAGGCAUAGAAUGGGGGGCCGUCAAAAAUAAGAUUCAAAAUCCGCGGCCGAAAAAGUUGGGGAAACACUGGAUAGCCUAAUGAAGAGAUAAAUUUAUAACCAUAAAUAAUAAUACUAGACUAGACUAUAUUUAUAUAAACACAGCUCGCAGUCUCUACUCCCUGCAUAAGCUGCCUGUCACAUUUAAAACUUUUAUGGGAGGCCGAUACAUAUAUAUAUAUAUAUAUACAUAUGACCUUCUUUUACCUAAAGGAUAAAACUUUAGCUUAAUGAAAGGUCUCGGUGAAUGAAAUUUACCGCGAAUUAUGGCGGGUAUGGAUUUGGAAUUGAACUUGACUUCACGUCGAUUUAUGUUGGUUUUAUUGUUGCUGAUCAUAUAUGUUUUAGUGUAUAUAAGGAACGGUCCCACUGAUGUAACUUUUUCAAAACCUUCCCACUGGUACGAAGGACGUACCACUUUCACACCAAAACAUCAUAACGACUGGAUAAUUCCCUUAUUCGAUAGUUUACGGGAUGAACUUGAAAUGAGAAUAUUGAACGCUACAGAUAUGAAGAUAAUACUGGUGUGGAUUCCAAUGUUUGGUAUGAAGCCGGUACACGAGAUCGACGCAAAAAAAUGUGGUAGUUGUGAAGUAACAUACGACAGAGAAAAGAUAGACGAUGAAAGAACUGGAGCGGUUGUUUUUCACUUCGAUGGAAUCGGUCCCAAAAAUAUGACACCGACAAGAAACCUAAGUCAACUUUACAUAUACUGGGACCUGGAAUCGACUGCAAACCUUCGCAGCAGCAGAGGAGAUACUUUAGAGUUCGAGGACAAUUUUCAGUUUAAUGCAACUAUGACAUACAGAAGGGACUCGGAUUUCUAUCAAAGUUAUGAACACAAAUAUGGUGUGACAAGAAUUAUUGAAGAAAAUACGCUCACACUAGAGGAACUGCUUGCGAUGAAAACCAAGCAUUCAGUCACAUUCGUCUCAAACUGUCGUGCUAAUGCUAGAGCGCGUUUUCGAAUGAAAAUGCUGGAGCAUAUAAUACGAUUAGGAUUCAAACUGGAGGGAUUCGGUGCAUGCUUUUGGGGAAGUGGCAAGUUUGCAAAUGGUAAAAGCCGAGACGAACCUAAAUUCUAUGCGGAAGUCAGAAAAUAUAAAUUUCACUUUUCUUUUGAAAAUUCCUAUCACUGUAAAGACUACAUUACUGAGAAGUUUUUCAACAAUGCUCUCAGAUCCUUUACUGUUCCUGUUGUCUGGGGUGCGACGAGGGAGGAUUAUGAAGCAGUCGCACCACCUGGAUCAUUUAUAUUUGUUGAAGACUUUGAUUCCGUGGAGGCUUUAGCCGAUUAUCUUAAUUAUUUAGACAAAAACGAUACGGCAUAUUUAGAAUACCUCAAGUGGUUGACAAUGAAGCCAAGAGAUAUGCCUCACUACGGAAGAGCAAGACAUUGGUGUUCGAUAUGCAGAGCUCUACAUGGAAUUAACAUUGACGACAUCUACAGUCCAAAAUACAACAAGACUAACCCAAUUAGACCAUUAUUUACAGACGGCGUCGCAACGAGGACUGUCGAGCACUUAAAAGACUGGUAUUACGGAGAAGAUAAUCCCGAGUGUUUUUCGAAAUAUUGACAAUCAGAUAAUUAGCGGAAUUCGGUCUUAUAAUUCCAGGAUAAGCGUUCAUCCUUUGAUUACUCAUUGUCCUUGUACAUUCUAUGUAGCGGGCCGAUUGUGCAGUCGAUACUAUUUUUGCUCACACUGAAUGCUGUUCACCUCGGACAAUAAAUGAGCAAAAACCUUACCUAUUUUUUGUCGACAUAUACAAAUAUUUGCAAUAUUCAAGUGGACGUGACUACAGAUUCCAUAUUCCUUGUUUUUCAGAUUCAAUACGAACAAAACUAAGUUCAUUUUAUAGGUCAGAUCGCGAUGCCACUGCUCUACUCCUGUUUAUAUCGUUUACUGGGUUAAAAUUUUGAAAUUCGUUUUUCCUCUUGAGAAACCGCUAAUACAUGAACCAAGAAUACGCCGAUAGAAGAAAGAAAUUUAUAAUACAAAUCAGGGGUGUGCAACUUUUCUUACAGUUGGACCAGAUACGAGUAAGUAGGUGGAGCCGCGGGCCGCACCCAACUUUUGCCGCCUCCUCCCACUAUCCACGGUCUUUGUUUAGCGUAGCCGAGUCGCCCAACUCAAAGAUAAAAAACCUACCGUUAUUAGUUUGUAUUCGGUAUUUCUCUGUUCUUUUGAUGUGUACCUUUUCUAUUUACUACGCAGUAACCUAAUUUUAACGAGUUUUGUGGGGGCUUUGAAUGGAUUACAUUAGGACAUUUACUGGUAAAAUGUGUCCCUACUUACGAAAUGUUGUAUCUACAAAGGGGCUUCCGAAACGAGUUAAUUUUGUAGGUAGAGUUUCUACUGUAGUGGCGAGCACAAUUUUUUUUGUUA